Peronospora belbahrii is the source of this 576-nucleotide messenger RNA. The record is from the annotation of a GenBank genome assembly. Lineage: Eukaryota; Oomycota; Peronosporomycetes; Peronosporales; Peronosporaceae.
AUGUCUUAUAUUCAUUCAUUGGUUGAGAACGCGUGGGUAGAACACGUUAAAAGGGCUACAACACCACCUUUGAAACACUGGGAGUCUUCACUCCUAUCAUCACUUUUGCCUGGUCUACUAACUUACUCUAGUCUUCUUCUACAAAGAAAUAUGGCUGAUACUAUCACUCUUGCCCGUGAACGCCUUGCGGCCAAGUUUGGGGACGUCCGUACGGGCGGCAAGGGUACGGUACGCCGAAAACGCAAAGCCGCUCACAAGACAGCUACAACUGAUGACAAGAAAUUGGGUACAACUCUGAAAAAGCUUGGCGUAACUCCAAUUCCUGGUGUUGAGGAGGUGAACCUAUUCAAAGCCGAUGGACAGGUUAUCCACUUUCAGGCACCUAAGGUGCAAGCCUCGAUUGCAUCCAACACCUUUGCCGUGAGCGGUUUCAACCAGAUCAAGUCACUGCAGGAGCUGCUGCCGGGCAUUAUCAACCAAUUGGGUCCGGACAAUCUCGCUAACCUAAAGCAGAUUGCCGAGUCGUACACCGCUGCCCAAAAAGGCCGCCAAGGCCGCGUCGGCUGCUGCCGCUGA